AUGGUUGAAGCGGUUAUCGGUAAUGAACAUAUUCAAGCAGAAAUUGAUUCCGGUGCCGGUCGAUCGGUUAUUCCUGAGUCAGUGUAUAGUGAACGACUUUCUGAGUACAAACUGAGUGCUGUUAAAACUACGUUAAGAUUGUAUGAUGGUACAAUUAUUCAACCUUUGGGACAGAUUAAUGUCGAUUUGACAGUUGGUGGUAAAAGUGUGCCAGCCUCCCUUCUUGUUGUCAAACAUGGAUGUAGGAUGCUUAUCGGCAGAGAUCUGAUGACCUUGUUAGGAUUUCGAUUGACCCAGAUUAAUUCGCUCGAACCAGAUGAAGAAUUACGUAAGUUGUUACAAGAGUUCGAAUCACUUUUUGAUGGUAAGCCAGGUUGUUAUAAAUAUGAAAAAAUUGAUAUGAGGAUUAUUGAAAAUGCUAAUCCUAUUUUUUGCAAGCCUAGACCGGUACCGUUCGCUUUUAAAGGGGAAAUGGAUGGACAAUUGGAUAAAUUAGUUAAAGAUGAAAUUAUUUCUCCUAUAGCUGACAAUGAAUGGGGAACGCCCUUGGUACCAGUACUUAAGAAGGAUGGAGGUCUUCGCGUUUGUGCAGAUUAUAAAGUAACCGUCAACAAAGUUCUGGAGGAUGUUUGCUUGCUUGCUUCCUUAUCAGGUAGAAAAAAGUUUUCAAAAUUGGAUUUGGCAAGUGCAUUCAAUCAACUCCAGGUUACAGAAAAGACUUCCAAGAUUCUUGCUUGGAGUACUCAUAGAGGCAUCUUCAAGGUCAACCGAGUUCCAUUUGGUCCGAAAACUGCUGUGGCAAUUUUUCAAAAAAUCAUCGAGAAAACGUUACAAGGUGUUCCCAAUGUUGUGAUUUUUUUGGAUGAUGUUGUUGUCACCGAGCGAGAUUAA
Leptopilina boulardi is the source of this 891-nucleotide messenger RNA. RefSeq lists its product as uncharacterized. The transcript has a single exon. The record is from RefSeq and is a predicted model, not a curated record. NCBI's taxonomy places the organism in Eukaryota, Metazoa, Arthropoda, Insecta, Hymenoptera, Figitidae. Gene Ontology annotation, biological process: proteolysis. Gene Ontology annotation, molecular function: aspartic-type endopeptidase activity. The coding region runs from base 1 to 891 and encodes 296 amino acids.